AUGAGUAAGGUCCCAUACUCUAAUGUUGUUGGGUCUAUUAUGUACUUAAUGGUGUGUACUAGGCCUGAUUUAUCAUAUGCUAUGAGUAUGCUAAGAAAAUAUAUGUCAAACCCUGGGAAACCUCACUGGAAUGCUAUGAAAUGGACCCUAAGAUAUUUAUUGGGAACCACUGAUAUUGGACUGACCUACAGGAGACAAAAUUAUGGGCUGAAACUAGAAGGCUAUAGUGAUGCUUAUUAUGCAGGGGACAAAGACCAAAGAAGAUCUACUUCUGCCUACUAUUUCCUAUUUGGUGGUAACUGUAUCAGCUGGAGAGUACAACUACAACCCGUGGUUGCCCUAUCAACCACAGAAGCUAUAAAAGAAACAAUUUGGAUACAUGGCUUACUAAGUGAAAUAAAUAUCAAAUGUGGGAUUCCUACAGUUUACACAGAUAGUCAAAGUUGCAUUCAUUUAUGUAAAAACCCUAUUUUUCAUGAUCGUACUAAGCAUGUAGAAGUCAAGUAUCAUUUUAUCAGAGAGAAGGUAACUCAAGAACAAGUUUUCAUUGAAAAAGUUCCUACUGAAGAAAACCCAGCAGAUAUGGGUACAAAAGUUGUGACCUUACACAAGUUCAAGCUACGCUUGAAUUUGCUUGGGGUCGACACAGGAGGAUAA
Messenger RNA from Humulus lupulus (European hop), 657 nucleotides. RefSeq names its product secreted RxLR effector protein 161-like. Lineage: Eukaryota; Viridiplantae; Streptophyta; Magnoliopsida; Rosales; Cannabaceae. The transcript has a single exon. The coding region runs from base 1 to 657 and encodes 218 amino acids. The record is from RefSeq and is a predicted model, not a curated record.